AUGUCAUGGUAUAAGCAUGGUCAGCGUUUUGAGGAUUUAAAAGACAACAUCCAAGUCAUUCCCUGUGGUAAGAAGACAUGCAAACUGGUUGUAAAUACAAAUACCACGGUGAUUUUCAAAUUUACACCAACGGAAGAAGUAAAGGAACUCGUGAACGAUGUUUAUGCUAGCAUUGAAGGCCUACCGAUUCCUUUCAUCGGCGUCUCAGGAGUUAGUGCAUGUUCCAACAUAAUAAGGGUGGAUACCGGAGAAGCAGCACCGUGCCCUUUAGCUCCAGGCGUACAAUACAGCUACGUAAACAAAUUCUUCAUUCAACCAUUUUACCCUACUAUCUCAAUGCGAGUGCACUGGAGUCUUAACGAUGGUGAUAAGAAAAUAACGUGUUUCGAAGUUCCCGCUUUGAUCACUACCAAAUCAUCUAAACGUUCAUAAUUUUAAUAUUUUAGAACUAUUUCAUAUACC
Messenger RNA from Bombyx mandarina (wild silkworm), 462 nucleotides. RefSeq names its product ecdysteroid-regulated 16 kDa protein. The record is from RefSeq and is a predicted model, not a curated record. NCBI's taxonomy places the organism in Eukaryota, Metazoa, Arthropoda, Insecta, Lepidoptera, Bombycidae.